AUGACUGCACAAAUUCCAGAAUCUGAUCAGAUAAAACAGUUUAAGGAAUUUCUUGGAACCUACAAUAAACUUACAGAAACAUGCUUUUUGGACUACGUUAAGGACUUUACAACAAGAGAAGUAAAAUCUGAAGAGACCACCGGUUCAGAACAUCGCUUACAAAAAUAUCUAAAAAUGACACAAAGAAUAUCCAUGAGAUUUCAGGAAUAUCAUAUUCAGCAGAAUGAAGCCCUGCCAGCCAAAGCAGGACUCCUCGGCCAACCACAAUAG
This is a messenger RNA of Tupaia belangeri chinensis (Chinese tree shrew), 270 nucleotides long. Its product is annotated as mitochondrial import inner membrane translocase subunit Tim9-like. The record is from RefSeq and is a predicted model, not a curated record. Bases 1 to 270 code for a protein of 89 amino acids. Lineage: Eukaryota; Metazoa; Chordata; Mammalia; Scandentia; Tupaiidae. The transcript has 3 exons.